GAAAAGUGGAAUAUGUUGGAAAGACUUGAAAAUACAUUCCAGACUCGUAUUAUUUUGACAGUUACAUCACCCAUCACGUACAGUUGCAGGAUUGGUGGAUUUUUAGUCUUACAGGGAGUAAUAAAUUGAUUAAGUAACAUUGAGAGACUGUGGCUUAGAAUAAUCAGUGGUGCUUGAAUUCUCUAUCACUUCCCCAGUCACCCUCUACGGGUGUUACAAAUAUAUACAGCCCAGUGACGGAAAAAAUUGCAUUUCCCAGUGUAGUAGAGAGUGCAUGAAAAUCCCCCUCUCAUUUGCAUCAUGCGUACGUGAGCAAAGGAAGUUUUCGUGGAGAUUGAUCAAUACAAAUUAAUUUUUCCGCCUCUCUGUGGGGAAAAAUACAUUACUGGUGCGGACGAGAGAAGUAGGUGCCGUGCGACACGUAGCUCGUAGCUGAAUCAGCAGAAAAGGCAACAACAGCGAAGCAGGCGAAAGAGAAGGGAAGGCAAGAUGUCAACAAAUCGAGGAAUAAUUGUGCGCACCAAAAGAAAUUCAUCCGCGAAUUUGCUCGUGCAAACAAAACGCCCAAGAUAUGAUACACAAGUCGUACCCAAUCUCGAUAGCAGCGACAGCAUCGAGGAUUCCGAACUUGCCAGGAAGGUAUGCGUCAAGAACAUUCCCCGAGCGGGGCAGCCAGUCAACAGGAAGGUCAUGAAACGCGCAGGACCGUACAUUCUGGGUCCCAAGCUUGGCAAUGGACCUGUGGAGAGUAUCUCUCAGUAUCUGGCCCGGAAAGAGAAUACAGGGGAAUACUAUCAGCUAAAGAUUCUCGUUUUAAACGCCAAUCCUUGCUGUGUAAAAUCCCUGGAGGAUGAGAAGCAGGGAAAACUUCUUUUGCAUUCAGAGUACCAACUACUGACGAUGCUCCAAAAUGAAGAGGGUAUUAUACGCUCCCAUGAGCUCUUCAGUGACAUUGCUUUCGAGGAAGAACCUGUGUCUGGCAAAACAUCAGAGUAUGUGUACACAGGAAAACUGAAGAGGCGGAUAAUUCUCGUGGUCGACUGUGUCACUGCGCACGAGUUCUGCGAUAAGACUUCAGUAUUUAUCAACUUGCAGCAAUACCUUAUCAGGGAGAAGACACUCUCAGAGAAUCGUACGCUUCUAAUAUUCUACGAAAUCAUAAAGAUCGUGGAGAAUCUCCAUAGGAAGAAUGUGGUUCAUCGUGAUCUUAAGUUGGGUAACAUUGUCUACAAUACCCUCACACAGCGUGUUAUCCUCACCAACUUCUGCCUAGGGAAGCAUCUACUCAAUGAGAAUGACUACCUGAGGGACCAACGUGGUUCACCGGCCUACAUCUCCCCGGACGUUUUGGGAGCGUCGAGUCAGACCCCGUACAAAGGGAAGCCAUCGGAUAUUUGGGCACUGGGUGUGGUGCUCUUCACCAUGCUCUACAGUCAGUUUCCAUUCUUCGAAACAACCCCAGCAGCUCUGUUCAAGCGGAUCAAGUCUGCAGACUACAAGAUUCCAAAGAACACAAAAGUGUCUGAAGAGACUCAGUUUCUCAUAAAGAACAUGUUGCACCUCAAUCCGGAAGAAAGGCUGACAGCAAGUGAAAUACGCGAGCGAUUGGAGGGCAUUAUGAGUGGGAAGCGUCAGCAAGUACUUCAAGUGGACCAAGUUGUGCCGGAGAAUAGUGUUGAUAUAGAAGAGACACGAUCAAAGAUAAAUGAACCUGAUCCUACACUGUCCAGUAACUCAUUCGUGGGUAUUCUGGAUAAAGUUCUUCACAGUACCACGAAUAGCCUUCUGAAACAACCAAAUAUCUCAGUACAGCGCCAUGGACGUGACGCUAGGCGUCUUACUGCAGAUGAGUUGGGUCAAUUUCAGGGAUUAAUUCGCAACAUGACGGAUACUAUGGGACGCAAUAGGCAUCCUAGUUCGGUUCACAUUAGUCAGCAGAUGAGCAAUCUGUCAAUUCGAAAUCGUACAGACAGGCAGAUUGCCAUUGUACCGCGACAAGAGGGCCGUCGAACUGUAGUUAAUGGGACAGCAGAGUCCAAUCCAACUGCAUCACUGCAUCAGUUCUGUCAUCCAUCGCUCAUAAAUACGGGCCUGCAGCUGUACUAUAACAAUAUCCAACUCCCACCUGGUGGAUCGGGUACCUCAAAUACCCCAACGGCUCAAGGGAGUAAUGGGAAUUUGGAAUUUUGGAAUCGCCGACGUUCAGUGGAUCGCCUUGCAAAUUGGCUCUCGAAUCUCAGAGCAAUGGUAGCUAAUAGGCGCAAUGCCAUUCGUCUGGAUGAGCCAGCACUUCGUUUAUUCUGUGCAAUGAAUAAAAUGUACAACCAGGGUCGCAUUCCCUCCCCCAAUGCCGACACUCUCCAGGAAUUCAGUGGCGUCAUGACAAAUGACUUGGCAGAGAAAAUAAGCGAGUGGCUCAUUGCCGACUACAGCAAUUUGGCGAUUGUGCGGGAUAUUUUUGGUGGGUCGGCAGUAAAUGCCAAAGACAAAGUGUUCGAGCUGCUGCGUCGAUGUGGUGUCCAAAUGGAUGUCAACAAUGGCAUUACGGAGAUUAAGAGGGCACAAACCAUCGAGAUGCUCAUUAUUCUGGCCUACAUGCUCAAAGCAUCGGGAUACAGCAAUUCCUACUUUAUAUCAUAAAAAAAAACAAUAUCCUUAUUUCACAACCAUUAGACAACAAAAUUUCAUAUAAAGUCGUCUUUAGGAAUCACAAUCAAUUAAAAAUUGCUUCGAUUUCUUUGAAUGAAAGAUCAGUGAAAACUAAACAAAUUCAAUAAUACAAAUUCAUAUUAAACCAUUAUUUUAAAGUUUAGAGCCCAAAAAAACGAAAAGCUACAGAUUAACGUAUUUUUGGCAAAAUUUUCUCAAAUCAAGAAAGAUUUUUUUCUGAUCUUAAAGGAAUUAUAAAAGAAAUUUUGUAGUCAAAAUGGAUGAGAAAAAAAUCAAAGUAUUUCGACUGGAAAUGAAAACUCGUGAUCCGCUUGAUGAAAAAAAAAAUAAAGCUCUGUCCAGGAAGUGGAGUCACGAGGCGCCUGAGAGAGAAAAAUACGGCGUGUGAUGUAAAGAGUAAAAAUAAAAUAAAUAUAUCUGUAUAUCUCAA
Lutzomyia longipalpis is the source of this 3100-nucleotide messenger RNA. RefSeq lists its product as uncharacterized. Bases 490 to 2640 code for a protein of 716 amino acids. Gene Ontology annotation, biological process: protein phosphorylation. The transcript has 4 exons. The record is from RefSeq and is a predicted model, not a curated record. Gene Ontology annotation, molecular function: ATP binding; protein kinase activity. NCBI's taxonomy places the organism in Eukaryota, Metazoa, Arthropoda, Insecta, Diptera, Psychodidae.